Messenger RNA from Colletotrichum spaethianum, 1386 nucleotides. RefSeq lists its product as uncharacterized. NCBI's taxonomy places the organism in Eukaryota, Fungi, Ascomycota, Sordariomycetes, Glomerellales, Glomerellaceae. The transcript has a single exon. The record is from RefSeq and is a predicted model, not a curated record. Bases 1 to 1386 code for a protein of 461 amino acids.
AUGAAGGACAUGUUUGCCCUUCUAGACGUCAUCGCCGUGGAAGACCCAAUCAAGAAAGGGGACUUCUGGCGCGAACAACUGUUCGUUAAGCUUCCAGAACCGUGGCAGGACAGGCCGAUAUCCUUCAAAGAGCUAGCUGGAUGCAAUUCUCUCUCAGGCUUACGGAUUGCGGUUCCCGAGAUGUACCUUGGCGGCCCUACCCCCUCUGGAGCAAAGCCAGUGACAACAAGCCCAGCGGUUGUUGAGCUUUGGAAGCAAGCGAGAAAAGACCUCGAGGCGCUAGGUGCUGAGAUCGUUAUGGUUCUCGACUUUCCUGCGGUGACAGCCUACGAAAAUGAUGAACUUCUGCCUAAUGGUUGCCCAAAAAGGCCGAAUGACUGGGUUUCCAUGGAAAGAAGUGCUCUCAUUGCUCAUGCCUGGAACGAUUUUCUCAAAAGCUUUAAAGACCCGCGAAUUCCGGAUCUCGCUGCAGUUGACCCAUUCAACAUUUACCCAGACGCACUACGAACGGAGCCUGAAUUGAGACAUUUCGACAAGCCUAACGCUAUUCUGUACCACAAACUGGUUGAUUACAUCAGAAAUGGCAGUAUCAACAACAUCGAAGGGCUCGAUGUGGCUAUCAAGGCUUUGGAAGGGAUGCGUAGAGUUCUCCUUGAAGACUGGCUCACAGAUCUCGGCUGCGACUGUGUGGCUUUCCCGGCAGCCGGAGACGUUGGUCCCGCCAAUGCUGACUCUAGCUUCGAAGGCGCGGACUUGGCAUGGCGAAAUGGUGUUCAUUAUAGCAAUGGAAACAGGACGAUCCGACAUUUGGGGAUCCCGACUGUGUCCGUGCCGAUGGGUAUUCUUGCCGAUAAGGGCGUCCCGAUGAACUUGACCUUCGCUGGGAGAGCAUACGAUGACGUCAAGUUGCUGAAGUGGGCGAACGCCUUUGAAGUGCAGACGCAACGACGGAUCCCGCCGCCUCAUACACCAGCCCUAGACUCGGAUAUUGUGCAGCUUGAUUCUUCGGUUGAAGAAAGGGCUCCCCGUCCCGAGUUGAAUGUUGAGAAGUUCGAAGUUGCUCAAGGCUGCUCCGGUUCAGUACUUGACGUGAUCAUUGACGGUUCUGUCAAGACAGCGACCUAUAUUCAGGAUGUUCCAGUAUUGGAGGUCACGGUCGACGGUGCAACGGUUCCUUUGGAAAAGAUCAACAUAAGUCCAGAGCCAGAGACCUUGGAGGGGGAGAGAAGAUAUCACUUCAGAGUCCGAACGAAGACUCCAAAGCCCGUUGACAAGAACGGGCUAGAAAAGACUUGGGUUCCUGUCGCCCGUGACAAGAACAUGGCUGUCAUCCUAGCUAGGACUGCUAUUGGUGGAAAGGCGACUGGGUGGUUCGGACUCAUCUAG